CCUUCUCUUCCACGAAGUUGCUGACUCCAAACAUUGAAACAUGGCUGCCUUGUGGUUUUUAUCCUGCCUGGCAUUUUUCAGUGCCGUGACUGCUUCUCCUCUGCCACCCUCCUGUGGGGUCCCUGCAAUCAAGCCCGUGAUCACAGGUUACUCCCGUAUCGUGAAUGGAGAGGAUGCAGUGCCCGGAUCAUGGCCCUGGCAGGUGUCCUUACAGGAGACAAAUGGAUGGCAUUUCUGUGGUGGGUCUCUGAUUGACCAGAACUGGGUUGUGACAGCUGCCCAUUGUGGGGUGACGACCAAAAAUGUUGUAGUGCUUGGGGAAUUCGACCGCAGCUCUCCCAAAGAGGACAUCCAGAAGCUGGCUGUUGAGAAGGUCUUUGUCCACCCAGACUGGGACUCUGUGAAUAUCAACAACGACAUCGCCCUCAUCAAGCUGGCCACCCCUGCCACGUUAGUUAAGACAGUGUCCCCUGUGUGCCUGGCAGAUGCCACAGACUCGUUCAAGAGUGGAGACAUUUGUGUCACCACUGGCUGGGGCAAGACACGCUACAAUGCUUUCACCACCCCGAACAAGUUGCAACAAACAGCUCUGCCUCUUCUGUCCAAUGAGCAGUGCAAGAAAUUUUGGGGCACCAAAAUUACUGAUCUGAUGAUCUGCGCGGGUGGGGCAGGCUCAUCUUCGUGUAUGGGUGACUCUGGUGGACCCCUUGUGUGCCAGAAGGGAGAUGUUUGGAAAUUGGUGGGCAUCGUUUCUUGGGGCAGUGGCCGCUGUUCAGUUACCACGCCAGCUGUCUAUGCUCGGGUCAGCGUCUUGCAUGACUGGGUGGACAGCAUCAUAGCCAGUAACUGACCUUUCUGAAUCUGGGAGAGGGAAUGAAUGCAAAUGAAUCCAUUAAAGUUGUUUUUUCUUUGAGCUUCA
This is a messenger RNA of Python bivittatus (Burmese python), 919 nucleotides long. RefSeq names its product chymotrypsinogen A-like. NCBI's taxonomy places the organism in Eukaryota, Metazoa, Chordata, Lepidosauria, Squamata, Pythonidae. Gene Ontology annotation, biological process: proteolysis. Gene Ontology annotation, molecular function: serine-type endopeptidase activity. The record is from RefSeq and is a predicted model, not a curated record.